AAGGGGUCGGAGUCGGCGGGCGGCCGCACCAGUGCGCAGGUUUGCUGCCUCCGCGCGAUGGCGCCCGCGGACGGCCGCGCCGCGGAGUCGGGCUCCGUCGAGCACGGCCGCGGCGCUGGCGUGCUCUACUGCAGGCUGGUCGUCCGCGGGGUGGUCCGGGCGACGGAGGCGGCGGUGGUCGACCUCGGGGCCGAGCAGACCAUCGUGGCCUGCCCCGCCGCGUGUGCGCCAGCCCGCUCGGGCGGUUGGGCGGAGCCCGCGGAGGAGCCCGCCCUCGGGAACCACGCGUGCCCCUGCGCCGGAGGCGGACCGUGUGCCGUGGUCUUCUACUGCCUGGACGCCGCGGCGCUGCUGACCGCGGGCAUCCCCGAGGCCCUGAGGUUCAGGGGCGCCGACGGUGCGCCGGCCGUGCCCGACGCGGACGCCCUCCGCGACCUCUUCAGGGGUCCAGCAGAGGGAGACGCCACAUGGAUGUGUGCGCUGCUGGAACAGGAUGGCGAACGAACAACGCAACAAACCCAUAUCCGUAGGGGGAUCGGAGUGCGGGUUGUCAGACCCCAGGAGGCUCCCGUUCGAGCAGGUGCCCCCGUCCGACAAAACGCUCCCAUGGACCCCUCCGUCCCCCUAUGGGUAUGUGUGUGUUUAGUCGCAGGAGGCGGCUGCGGCUCCCUACCGGGAGGUCAGGUUCGGUGCCUCGCAGGAGCUGUUCCUGCGAAACAGCGUCGUGGUGAUCCUCGGCUUCUGCCGCCCUGGGCCCUGUUUUGGAGGACGGAGGCGCGCGCAACAGGUGUCGCGCUCAAUCUAGCAUCAGAGUGCUUCAACAUAGGACGGAGAGCGCAGCAGUUCGACCUCGUCAUAGACGCCUGCACAGAGCCUGGUACGCGCAGACAGCGCGUACAAAUGGAACUCAGAAUCGCCAACGACCGUUAGUAAGCUAGAGAGGCUUGAAGUCACGAGUGGGCUGCGCCAACCCAAGCUUCGGGAAAGAGGAGAAACCAGAUGCGAGCGGA
This is a messenger RNA of Prorocentrum cordatum, 1010 nucleotides long. The record is from the annotation of a GenBank genome assembly. Lineage: Eukaryota; Dinophyceae; Prorocentrales; Prorocentraceae.